Oldenlandia corymbosa var. corymbosa is the source of this 1869-nucleotide messenger RNA. NCBI's taxonomy places the organism in Eukaryota, Viridiplantae, Streptophyta, Magnoliopsida, Gentianales, Rubiaceae. The record is from the annotation of a GenBank genome assembly.
GGCAUUGAAAUUUUCCCUUUCUCCCUAUUUGUAAGUUAUCUUGUUUCUCUCACCCAUGUAAAAUAAUAAGUUAAAUCAUUUUAGAAUAUGUUCAAUUAAAACUGAGGCAGGAUACAACUAAGCCAAUGAGCUCAUUUUAUGCAAGUUCCUUCGAAGCUGGGAAAGCAGCCUUUUACUUGGUUCUGCGACAAAAGAGGAGCUGCAUAUAUUAGGCACAGAUUAAUUAAGCAGCAAAGAAACAAUCAUAUUCUAUCAUAUGUCAACCUCCGUGAGCAUGGAUCCCUACAGUGAGGUGAUAUUCGAAGAAAAGAAAGGUGUGAGGAAGGUCAUCUUGAACCGACCCAAGCAACUCAAUACCUUAACAUAUGAAAUGAUGUCCCAGAUGCUAAGACGACUACGAGCUUUUGAAGAGGAUCCGAGCAUCAAAUUUGUGGUUUUAAAGGGAAAUGGAAGAGCUUUCUGUGCUGGUGGUGACGUUAAAUCUGCAAUGAGUUAUCUUGUUCAAGGGCACUGGAGUUAUGGUGCUAGCUACUACAGGAGACAACUGAAUCUCGACUACGUACUUGCGACAUAUCAUAAACCAGUGGUUUCCAUAGUGGACGGAAUCGUGAUGGGAGGAGGUGCUGGCUUAACCAUGCAGUCAAAUUUCCGGAUUGUCACGGAAAAAACCAAAUUUGCUGCACCGGAAGCUGCGAUCGGGCUUUCUCCGGAUUGUGGUGCAUCACAUUUCUUGUCUAGACUUCCGGGGUUUUUUGGAGAAUACUUAGGUUUGACCGGGAGUCGUUUGAAUGGGAUAGAGAUGGUUGCUUGUGGUCUUGCAACUCAUUUUGUCCUUUCUAAGGACUUAAUUUCAAUGGAAGAGGCUCUUGAUUCCCUAGCAGCAUCCACUGGAAAGCUGGAAACCUCAACUGUUUCUGAGACCAUCAAUAAAUUUGUUCAGCAAGUACAUCUCCAAAGAGAUAGUGUCUUUGAAAGAUUAGAUGUUAUCAACAAAUGCUUUUCAAAGGAGACGGUUGAAGAUAUACUCUCAUCCCUGGAAGAGUUAUCUACAAAUGAUCAGCACCAAAAAUGGAUUGUCAAUGCAAUUAAGUCCAUGAAAUCGGCUUCCCCAACAAGUCUUAAACUUUUCCUACGACUGAUUAGGGAAGGACGAGCGCAAAGUUUACGACAGUGUCUUAUUGCUGAGUUCAGGGUGACUUGUCAUGUUCUGCGAAAAACUAUCAACAGUGAUUAUUAUGAGGUUAACAAAAUUUCUUCUUACGGAUGAAUUAUCGGACUUCUUUUUUCUUCAGUUGAUUAAUUAGUUGGUGAAAAUAUUUGAUUCUUGCAGGGUGGAAGAGCAUUGCUAGUUGACAAAAGUCAACCGCCUAAGUGGACACCUUCAAAGCUAGAGCUAGUCAGCCAAGAAAUGGUGGAAACAUACUUUUGUGAAGUUGAAGACGAUGAUGAUUGGGCGCCUUUGCAACUUCCACAGAGAUCUUCAUCACCAUAUGCUGCUUUGUCCAAACUCUAGAUCCGCUGACAAUUAAUCUUGGCAUGGGGAAUCUAUUAAAAGAUUAACAAUACAAAGAUUGCAUGAAGGACUUACUGAAAAAAAAAAAAUAAAUGGUUUUUCGGUCACUCUUUUUCUUAAGUUGAUAACAAUGAGAAUGGAAUUCAAUUCAUAUGCAAAUGUGCAAAUACUAGCACUAAUCAGCUUUUCCACACAUCAAAGUCUCUAUAAUUCAGUGAAGGAGAUGAUACUGAGCAAAUAUGAAAAAUAAUUAUAAAAAAAAAAUUACUAUCGUAAAUUUGCCUCUUAGUUGAAUAGGGGAAUUGAUUAUUGGCAUUUGGCCUUACAAAUUAGUACUUUCUCUUGGUCGUGUCCCA